Messenger RNA from Mycena citricolor, 10200 nucleotides. The record is from the annotation of a GenBank genome assembly. NCBI's taxonomy places the organism in Eukaryota, Fungi, Basidiomycota, Agaricomycetes, Agaricales, Mycenaceae.
AUGGAGAUCGCCCCGACAAGAUUGCCACAGCGGCUUCGAUCAGUCGAGACUAGAGACUCGACAAACAGGGUCAAACUUUGUGGUCGCGUCUUUGACAAGACUCGCAUGGAACCAUGCGCCAUCGCGGUCCCACUCUCUCCUGAAAACAGUUCUGCAGCUCAUUUUCUCUCCUCUCACUCUCCAACUGCUCCCUUUCGGCGUCGAUCGUCAAAACUGCUCACAGCGAUUCACGCAGCCCUUGGAUCCGGUCCUUCAAAAGUACAUCAUUCCUCGUUCGCCGGUGCCCAUGCACUUCCGGGAGAUGGACCUUGGGAAGAAGAUGAAAUCAUUUGGAAUAAGACCAAAGUAGUCUGGCUAUCAGGAGGAGUGAUACGUAAACAAUGGACGUUCAUCCAGGAAGGACAAGCAGUCCAAUUCGCUACUCUCGGGUGGCUAGAGCAAGACUGCUCAACCGGAGACCCCUUUAUUUCUCCUCUAGCUUCUGACUCUCAAGACAAACCUCUUCGAUCCACUGCAACUGAUGACUCCUCUGAACGCCCAACUUUUGGACCGUUCGCACAAUUACCCCAGAACGCGAAACUACCCAAACUGAACCUCCUCCGUGUCCCCGCAGCCUUUGUAUUCCUUCGUGAUAUUGGAAAGAUUUUUCUCAAGAAUGGUACCGACUACACGUUUGCUGUUCCUUUCGUGGUACGGCAAGCUUGGCCACUUUAUCCACACGGUGUCCUGAUCCAAAGAUCUUUGGAGCCGGGCGAGAUCGAGGAGGCAGCUGCGAUAGGAGAGACUGCGCUCCCAACGAUCUUUUCUCUCACUAGUCCUUUUGCCGAGGCUGUCGCGAUGGGUCUGACAAGCGGAAUUCUGAAUGGAUUCGGUGAAGCUCCAACUUUGAAAGACGAGGAAGAGCACUCUCAGAGGCCGCUCAAGGCCGUACCUUCAACAGACAAUGUGAUAUGGACAUCUCGCCGGGGACCAGGUGGCAAUCAUGACCUUGUCGUCUCUGUCGACGUCGCCACUCGACAGCUCUCCAUCUGGCGUUACGUGUUCAUCAAGCCCAACGACACCCCCGUUCCUUUUGGCCAGGCCAAAGUAGCCAAGCACCGCCACUCACUCUCCAUCGCGACGAACAGGCGCACUUCGACCAUGUUCACGGACUUCGACCGACUCAACCCACGCUCACCCAAACCUGUUGGCCCACGAGAGUCCGCAAUGAAAGUUUCUGAUGUUCCUGUGCUUCCCGGGGACAUGCCACCUUUUUCGGCAUUACCUGGAAUGCCUCCGGCCUUGUCUGCGACAACUAUGGCUCCAAGCGGCUCGGGGACAUCUUCACAAUGGUCGGGAACAUCGAAUCGUCAUCGUAGGAAUUCUCUGACGCGCAACGAUCUGAGUGUCACGAUGGACCGAAUGGCGCUUGGCGCAGGGAUUAAAAGCGACUUUGAAAAUACUCUCCCGCCACCCAGUCAGCAUGGAAGGAUGAAAACGUCAUACUGGAUGGAAAAAUUGUAUUCAAAGGAACUAUCGGAUAUCGAGUUAGUACUCUCUUCAUGCACUACCCCUAUUCUUACAUUGGUUAGAGCUCGAAAUUGGCAGGAAAUAACAUGCUCUCAGUUUGACCGUCGAUGGGAUGGAGCAUCGUACCACUCCUUACUCUCGGUGCAUACACCCGUCUCUGGGACGCUGCUGGUGAUGAGGGCAUGGGAGGAAGAUGAUGUACUGAAGGUCGCGCUGCUCUCAGAAACUGCUGCGAUCGCUGCCACGUCGCUGCGCAUCACGCGCAAGGAUGUCUGGGAUUUGUUGGUGCUCAGAGCGAAUUCCCAAUUCGUGAUUCUCACACAUGGUCUGAGGGAGCUCCCGGUCCAGCUGAGCACGGGGAACGAGCGAGUGGUCGAUCUCAAGCAGGAGUUCUGUCGCUCUGCGACGUUCAUCUUUCAAAGUGGGCGACGCCAGAUUGCAUGUAUCGAUCUCGUUCCUACAGAUAGUCUGACUCUCCACACACUGGAGACGCUUUCGCUGAUCCUCCCAUCGGACCUUUUUUUCGAAUUGCAUCAUUGCUUUCUCGUUAAUUGGUCCCGCAACGGCCUGCGAGCAUCAGAUAAUGUUCAAUUCGAGUGCUUGACUGCGGCACUGUGCACGACUUUCGAACUUGAUCGUCCUUCGCCCUCCGUAUCGACUGCCGUAUGGUCAAUGUUGGGUGUCUCGCCAUCUCACGAUAGAUUUCGAGAGGACAUCGCUUUGCGAAAUAUGCGACGGCCUAGUGCUCCACUGAGCGUCGUACCCUGUCAUACACUCGGCUUGAACAGGAGAGACAUGUUUGCGCCCGUCUUGUAUGCUUUGCAUGCUCUUGCAGAAAACCUCCGACUGCGCGUGGAUCAUUACAAGCAUGUCAAUGUAUUGGCCCCAAUAAUCUGCCGGUUUGCACAAGUUAUUCGGCCCGAAUGGGCAGAUUACUGGAAGCGACUGGUGCCUGAUGCGAUGGCAGGCUGGCCUGAAGUUCCGGAGCAUGAAGUCGAUGAUCGACUACCAGUGUGGCCACCAGAUCUAUCGGCCAUCUUGUACGGCCGAGUCAGCAGUCCUGACUGGCAAGUCCCUUGGCACGACACACAGCAUAUUGCCAAUCGAUUUCACAUCGAGGCCUCAUAUGCAUUUGGGCAUGUUGAGCCACUUGCCACACUACGACGGCUCAAUAUGAUCUACAACUGCCUCGCAGAUCACGCUGAGUCGUCCAGUCAAAGGCGGGCUGAAAAUGCUGUACUUUGCAUGGUUCAGAAUGGCAUAGGAUCCGAAUUUGUGAACCGACUCUCUCUCGGAGUGUCGAUGCCGGUGAGAGAAGCGUCGAGAACCUGUCAAGUUGCGCCCCCUAGUGAAUGGCCCCUGGAAGCCUAUCGUGCAGUGGGCAGGAAUGACAUUGCCGCUUCGGCGAGUCAAAUUCCAGAUAUGGUGUUUGCAGACGGAUAUCGGCCGAUCAAAGAGUUUGUGAAUCCAACGCGACCUCGACCGACAAUCCAGGGCAUCGUCACGCAAGCCAAGGUUGCCGGGUUAGGCGCAGUGGAGACCGUGUCUGGUGUCGAAUUAGGUCUGAAAGACUUCACUGAUAUCCGAUUCGGGCAGGACCGAAGACUGGAUGAAGUGGCGCGAUUACUCUGCUCUUCCAAAAUCUUGUCCGUUCGCGCAAUAGAACGGCCUGAACUCAACGAGCACGACCAAAGCAAAGAACACCAACACCAGGUGCUUCGAAUCUCAGAACGGACUUUGGCCCUUCCUUACGGCCGGGCCAUCUUCACGUUUGGAACUCUGAUGAACGUCACGAAAGAGGCGUACAGCAUUCCCAAGCUGGAAUUUUCCAUCAAGCUGCAACCACUGGGUGUGACCGUAACGCCUGAACCCGGAAAACUUCAUGGAGAUUCGUUGUCGUGGGGGGAAUUCCACAACGGAGUUGCAGCAGGGCUGCGGAUAUCGCCGUCUGCGGCAGGAGUCGAGAGUUCUUGGAUCGCUUUCAACAGGCCGUCCGAACUGACGCCUGAACAUGCUGGGUUCCUUUUCGCUCUUGGACUGACCGGACAUCUCAAAACGAUGCUCACAUGGCACACUUUCGCAUAUCUGACGCCUAAGCACGAUCUAACCUCCAUCGGCGUGUUACUUGGACUGGCUGCAGCGAAUGUCGGCACAGGUGACGAACACGUGACCAAACUGCUCGCAGUGCACACACCAGCUUUGCUCCCUACACCCGAGGUGGAUCUAAAUGUGCCGCUAAUGACGCAGGCGGCAGGACUUUCCGGCCUUGGACUGCUGUAUAUGGGUACCAAAAACCGACGGAUGGCAGAAGUGUGCCUGGGUGAGAUCGCGCGCCGCGACCUGGCCGAUCCAGAUCUGAACAACGAAUUCCGAGAAGCUUACACUUUUUCUGCGGCCCUUGCAUUCGGGAUGAUCAUGCUGGGAAAAGGAAGCAUGGUCCCGGCGGACGCCGCACUGCUGAGUCGGCUAAACAUCCUCAUCCACGGAGAACCCAGAACACCGAUCAACACCCAUCGGACCGGAUCUUUCGAUCUCAACUUGACGUCGCCGGCAGCGACACUGGCGCUGGGGUUGAUGUACCUGCGCACCGAACGACAGGACGUCGCUGAUAUGCUGGUGAUCCCCGACACAGUUUUGGCGCUGAAUCGCAUCCAGCCCAGUUUCCUACUGAUGAGGGUGUUGGCAAAGGCGCUGAUCAUGUGGGACUCGAUCUCGCCAACAUCAGAGUGGCAGGCGGCACAGAUCCCGAGGUCUAUACGUGAGGCAGUGGACAAUCGCUCCAGAAAGGGUGUUCCCAUCGACGACUCCCUGGAGCUCGCCUAUUACAACAUUCUCGCCGCGUCCUGUUUUGCAAUUGGCCUGAAAUUUGCUGGCACGGCGAGACAGGAAGCGUAUAUGAUGAUCAUCCGGUACUUCGAUCUAUUUACUCGCAUGGUGUACUCGAACAGCCAGGCAUUCGACCACAAGAUCCGACGUUCGGCCGUGCGCGAUGGCUUGAAUCUCAUCUCGAUCGCUCUCAGCAUGGUCAUGGCCGGCACAGGCGAGAUAUCGUGCUUGCGCCGGUUCCGAUUCGCAUACGGAAUGUACCACCAGACCAUGUACCAUCCAGCAUUCCGAUACGGCAUCCACGUCGCCAACCACAUGUCUCUCGGCUUGCUUUUUAUUGGCGGAGGGAGAUUCACCCUGGGGACAUCGGAUGCCGCUGUAGCCUGCAUGGUCACGGCACUGUUUCCUCGAGCGCAUCACGCUUCCUCGGAAAAUAAGAGCUUCCUCCAGGCUUUGCGGCAUUUGUGGGUGCUUGCGAUCGAACCUCGUUGCCUGAUUGCGCGUGACGUAGAAACGACCGAUGUGGUUUAUUUACCUGUCAAGAUCACUGUCCACGAAGGGAGGGAAGCUGGAACUACGCAGCUGAUCUCACCGACGCUCAUCCCUGAUCUGGACAAGCUGGCUGCUAUCCGCGUCGACACCCCUCGUUACUGGCCGUUUCAUUUUGACACAGCGAACAUCCCCCGACACAAGGACAGCCUCCUCCGCAGCCAAACCCUCUAUGUCAAACGGCGGACUGCAUUUUUGAGCUACACAGAGGAUCCCAGAGGAAGCCGAAGUCUGUUCGUCAGGUCUCGCUCAUCAGCGGGGGAGGCUGCAACGCUGGAUUUCCCGCAGCUCAGUGACACCAAAGUCCAUCCAGCCAGCGACCUGGGCGAGUUCAUCACCUCCUUCUCGAAUGACACGCUUUUCCUGGCCUAUGCAGACCAUUUGGCUCGCGAAGAAGGUGUCACCGAGGCAGAACGCAUUCUCCAUAUCUAUUCGCAUGCCAAUCUGCUGGAUAGUAUUCUCCAGGGUAAACCACAGACCCUCCAGGCCCACCUGACCCUAUUUCGCUUCCGGCUACUUGUCCCGAACUCUCGAUAUUUCCAUCUCCAUCUGCAGGACCUCAGGUUCGCUGCCGAUUUCUACAGCAAAAUAUAUGAGCGCCGAUUCAGCGGACGGCGAGAAAACAAUUACCGGAUUCCGUUGCUUCGGGACAGCACUGUUUCUGGGACAUUGCACGUUCUCGACGAACAACUCAGACACUUGCGGGCAGACGAGCAAUUCAAGGAGGUUCUCAAGCAGUAUGCUUCCGGAGAACCAGUCUCCAUGGACGAAGGCGCGUCGUCGCUCCUGGCGUGGUAUCUGCUCAGAAACAGCGUGCCUGUCUCGACACUGUUGAUGAUCCUUAAACACCUCGCAAAUGAAGCUUUUGAAAAAUGCUUUCAACAACCUCAGCCUGCUGGGACAAUCGACCAAGAGCUCUUGAAGCAAGGCAUCACUGAAGUUCUGCAUGCGGCUGGCGUCAAACUCACGACCGUCCUGGGAGCCGGAUGGUCAGUCGGCUUGGCCGAGGGCAAUGGCGCCUUCUCCAACUACCACCUCGCCGCGCUUGUUCUCUUGGUGCCCUACGUGGUCAAAUCCUUUGUGCCCCUCGUAAACCGUGGCGGGCUCAAGACUUACCUCGUUCUCAUGGUGCUUACGGGCGUCCCGACCACCAUCGCGUAUUGGACUCUCAUGUCUACGUAUGGUGGACGCAAGAACGAGAAGGUCCUCUUCCCCGGCAAGGACAUCGAGGAGUACAUCACUAUCAAGGACCCAGAGCUCAAGAAGCUUUACUACGGAAAGAACAAGAUUCCAAUGCAGGUGUUCCACGAUGCAUACUUCGAGGGGAAGAUUGAUUUCAACGGCGACGUACUGGAUGUUUUGGAACAGCGUCACGACUGGGCAAAAUUCACCUUCACGCCUGAACUGUUUAAAUAUGUCUUUUUGAACUUCCUGCCCGAAGUCAUCGUGCACUCGCAGAGUCAGGAUGAAGAACAAGUUCGUGACCAUUACGACAGAGGCGACGACUUUUACGAAUGGUUCCUUGGUCCUCGCAUGAUCUACACUUCCGGUGUUAUUCUCUCCCCUGACCAAUUCGAGUCCCUGGAAACCCUGCAAGACAACAAACUCGCAAUCGUUUGCAACAAGCUCAACUUGCAGCCCACCGAUCGCCUCCUCGAUGUCGGCUGUGGCUGGGGCACUCUCGUUGCCUACGCAGCCAAAAAUUUUGGCUGCGACGUCACGGGUGUUACGCUUGGAAAGAAUCAGACUAAGUUUGGUACGAAGCGCAUCGCAGACAACGGCAUCUCGGCGGACAAGGCUCGCAUCCUGUGCUGCGACUAUCGUGAGAUUCCUCAUGGCAAGGGCAUCUAUGACAAAAUCGUCAGUCUGGAAAUGGCUGAGCACGUUGGUGUCCGCCGUUACUCUGCUUUCUUGGGCCAGAUGUACGAGCUUUUGUCCGACGAUGGUAUCUUUGUUUUCCAAGUCGCUGGCUUGCGUCAAGGUUGGCAGUUUGAGGAUCUCAUCUGGGGUCUCUUCAUGAACAAAUAUGUGUUCCCUGGUGCCGAUGCCUCCGCGUCUCUUGGCUGGGUCGUUAACAAGCUCGAGCAAGCCAACUUCGAGGUCAAGUCGAUUGACGUUCUCGGUGUUCACUACUCCGCCACCCUCUGGAGGUGGUACCUCAACUGGUUGUCGAACAAAGAAAAAGUCAUCGAGAAGUACGGCGAACGGUGGUUCCGUAUCUGGGCAUUUUUCCUUGCCUGGUCGACCAUUGCCAGCAGACAAGGCACUGCUUCCGUGUUCCAGUUUGUCCUGCACAAGAAUUUGAACGCGUACCACCGUGUCCUCGGUGCGGCCAACCAUGGUGGCAUCCACGUCAAACUUGACAAAGAGCCUCAUGAACCGGGCCUGACGUCCGUCGUGGAUACACCCGGAGAUGAACCAUGCGCAAAGAUCUGGUCGGUCUACCUUUCGGAAGCGGAGAAGUACGACAGAGACUUGGUCGAAAGCUGGCGGGCUAACAUGAACGGAAUGCUGAUAUUCGCUGGUCUCUUCUCGGCCGUGCUGACGGCCUUCAUCAUUCAGAGUUAUCAAUCUUUCACUGCUCAAAUGGCCCCUGCUCAAUCGCCUGAGCUUCUCGCUCUCAUCCAUAUAUCCCAGCAGAUUGCCCCGAACGGAUUCGGAUCGGCGAUGCUGCCCCUGGCUCUCGAUUUCACAGGCAACUCGACGCUGUCUACUCCGGGUCCUGACGCUGCCUAUCUAGCGUGCAAUAUUCUUUGGUACCUCAGUCUCGGUCUCAGUCUGGCUAGCGCGUUGCUGGCUACGCUAGUGGAUCAGUGGGCUCGUGAAUUCUUGCAAAGAGCGGAAAUGCGACCUAACCCCGUCAAACGCGCACGGAUGUAUGCAUAUCUCUACUAUGGGUUGCAGCGUUUCCGUAUGCACGUUGUCGUUGGGGUUGUCCCCCUACUUCUGCAUUAUUCGUUGUUCCUGUUUUUCGGCGGCCUGGUCGCGUUCCUCAAACCAGUGAACUUCACUUUGACCAUUAUUGCAGUAGCUAUGCUCGGCUUUGUAGGCAUUUUCUAUGCUUCCAUAACGCUACUUCCUCUGCUCUGGUUCGACUGCCCGUACCAAACACCUCUUUCUCCCUUACUGUGGAAUAUCCACCGAUUCUUGCUACGCCGCAUUCUCAGCCACUUUCCCGCGCCUGCUCGCCAGAAUGCGGAUGAUCCGCAGCCACCUUUGAAUCCGCACCUGAAAUCACAGCAGUCGGCCAUGCUAGACACCGCCACGAUACGCUCUGACCUACGCGAGGCUCGGGAUAAAAGAGCACUCGCAUGGACAAUGAAGUCUCUCGCAGACGACGAUGAGCUCGAGCCGUUUGUGGAGGGCAUUCCCAAUGCUAUCUAUGGUCCUCAAGGCCGUCGAGUGAAAUAUGACGAUUUGAUGUUGGGCCUGCUGAAAGAUCCAGACGUUCUACUGGGUUCACGGAUUGAGCAUCUGCUGCUGAGUUGUGACGCCGGUCUGCUUGAACCGUUGGCCCAGACACGACGUCUGCAUACGUGCCUAAAAGCCAUCUGGUGUCUGGGGAUGAUCGCAGAGAAGAAAAGGUCGCCCGCCCAACCAUUGUUUUUCUUCCAGAACCGAGGGCUGAAAUUUCUGCCUGCACCGACGCCAGCCAUUGCCCAUUAUCUUCCAUCGAUCUCAGCGUUGGCCGAAUGGAACGGUUUCUGCUCCCUCCACGGUCACGUCGCAAAGCUGCUGGAGCACCUGGAAAACCGACCCCAUCCCGUCAUGCCGCUGUAUAUCAGCGACUGUCGUUUGCGUCUCCGGCUGUUUCUUGACCAGUACGAGCUCAGCAAUUGGCAGCAUGUCAUUCCCAUCGCAUCCGAGGGGAAAAAUCUGGCUUUACUGGUGAGGCCUCCAGCUCAGCCUCAGACAACGUUCGAAAUGGACGACUGGGUGACGGACGUAAAACACGUCUUACAGUCCAUGCCGUUAUAUUGGAACAAGAUCCAGUUCCGGAUCCUUCACUCCUACCUGCAGCAAUCUGCGGCGUUGGAUCGACCGCCUUACGAAUUUCAGUUGACAUGCCAAACGAUUCAGCCUUCGCUCGAACCUGACAUUGACAUCGCGGGCAGCGUAGCAUCUACUAUCAGCGAGACGGUCCACAGAGCAGUGUCGCCGAGUGGGCGGCCCUUGAACCACAUUGACAUCAUCCUUGGAAUUCUGCUGCCCUGGUUUGACACCAAGGCUCUCGAGCCACACAUCGCAGUCCGCGUGACAGACAGCGUGAUCGAAUACAUCAAUCAUCGCGAGUCCAAUGCUGCCGUCUGCCAUGUCCUUGGCAAAUGCGACUUGACUCUCCUCUGGGACCGGAUCACCGACCGGAUCAACUCGUCCAGGCUCGAAGUGUCCAAGGCGAUGUGGCAUCUCUCUGCCCUGUUCCCGGGGCCAUCAGCCCUCGAUGCUCGAUUGGCGGAGUGGCCCGCCUUCAACACCGCCAUGCUGGACGUCAUUCCGGCCGCACCAUACACAGCGUCUGUCCUGGCACUUCUCAAGUCGCACAUCUAUGAUGCAUAUGAGGCUGUCGAGCGCACCUUGCUUGUGACCGACUUGAAGAGAUUCAGGCAACGGCUGAUCGACAAUCCUGUCAGCCCGUUGACAUCACAUGAUUCCCUCACGUUACUACGAAACGUGGAACGGUACUGGGCUCUGAUGACCGCUGUCUGCUCGCUGCUUCUUCCGCCCGUGGACACCAGCGGCCGACGGCCUCUGGAAAAAUUACCGGUGUUCCCGGUGUACCGGUACAGCACUCUUGGCAUCUACGAAAACUACAGGCGGAAUGCAAUCGGUGCGAUUGACAAAGCUAUCGAACUGAUCCCCCGCUUCAACCGAAGAAUGGGAGAAGCACGAUUUCUGGUAUUCCUCGGAUUCGUCAACGUGUGUGCCCAUGACAAUGUUCUUCCAUACAAAGCUUUCGAAACACUCUCAGAAAAUCUUCUUCUCGCGCUGCCCAAUGCCCCAGAAAUGGACGUCGUUCACCCAAAUAAUCAACGCGCGUUUGUGGCUGUGUUCAAGUCAUUGUGUGGAUCAGAGCAAACGCACGACCUCGUUACUCUCAUCCUGACUUCCCCCCUCUUCAUCAUGGAACCUCUGCAUUGGUUGGAUGAUCCCGAGUCGAUAUGUGCUCUCGUUGCCAUCUUGAAGGGAAUCCGGCCGAACGCUUCCGAUUCAUUCUCGAACAAGGUGGAAGAAAUCAUCCAAUGGCUCGAUAGUAAGCCACCAUCAACACCCGUUGUAAACGGUCAUGCCGUUGCUGGACCGUCCCGUCUUUCCUGA